This is a messenger RNA of Neohortaea acidophila, 1602 nucleotides long. RefSeq lists its product as uncharacterized. Gene Ontology annotation, cellular component: membrane. Gene Ontology annotation, molecular function: serine-type endopeptidase activity. The coding region runs from base 1 to 1602 and encodes 533 amino acids. The record is from RefSeq and is a predicted model, not a curated record. NCBI's taxonomy places the organism in Eukaryota, Fungi, Ascomycota, Dothideomycetes, Mycosphaerellales, Teratosphaeriaceae. The transcript is spliced from 2 exons. Gene Ontology annotation, biological process: proteolysis.
AUGGCGGCCCCGGACUACCACCGCUCCACCAGCUUUCCCCCUCGACCUUACCGACGAUACGAAGACGAACCAACUUUGCCGCGUCUGCCUUCCAUCUACUCGCAGGACGAACCCACUCUUCCCCGACUGCCAUCCUCCUUCUCGCUGCGUGAACCGACUCUACCCCGUCUACCCUCCAGCAACUCGCAGACCACCUAUGACAGCUAUUCACACCUCUCUCCAGUCCCUUCAUACCACUCUUUUCCCCGCUACAGCGAACCCUACGAAUAUAGCGACACCAUACCUCUCACCGGCAGGAAGAAAUCGGAGUCGCAUCACACCGUCGUGCCCGUCCAACCUGAGCAGGAGCUGCAAGAUGAUCUAUUCAUCCGCGAUGCUGAUCCCUCGAAGCGGAGAAAGAGAAGAAACGCCCCGCCGCCUCCACGAGAGGGCUGGUUUACUGGCAAGAUUACAUGGGUCGUGUUUGUCCUCACGGUGAUUCAGCUGAUCGUCUUUCUCGCCGAGGUCAUACGGAAUGCGAUCCUCACAGCUUCGCCCAUCGAGAUUCACCCCUCCUUCAACCCUAUGAUCGGCCCUUCUCCCUACGUGAUGAUCAACAUGGGCGCCCGCUACCAACCCUGCAUGCACAACAUGCCCAAUGUCCAGAAUGCGAGUACCACGAUAUCUUGGCCCUGUCCCAACGCAACUGCCGUCACCGGCUCGAGCGUGACUUGCUCGCUAAGUGAGCUCUGCGGUUUCAAUGGCGUCCCCAAUCCGCAUCCGCACGGCAGCAUUCAUGAGAAACCUGCUCCAAACCAGUGGUGGAGAUUCAUCACCCCGAUAUUCAUUCAUGCCGGCAUAAUACAUAUCGGGUUCAACCUUCUCCUUCAAUUGACCCUUGGACGGGACAUUGAGAAGCUGAUCGGCAGCAUUCGCUUCGCAAUCGUCUACUUCGCCUCCGGCAUCUUUGGGUUCGUGCUCGGCGGCAACUUCGCCGCGAAUGGCAUAGCCUCAUGCGGCUGUUCCGGCAGUCUCUUUGGCAUCCUCGCCAUCACCCUUCUGGAUCUCUUGUACACAUGGAAGCGAAGAACGGGACCGAUCAAAGACCUUCUUUUCAUCCUCGUCGACGUUCUUGUUGCCUUUGUGCUCGGCCUGCUGCCCGGCCUGGACAACUUCAGUCAUAUUGGAGGGUUCCUCAUGGGGCUUGUGCUCGGCAUAUGCCUGCUUCGCUCUCCGACAUCCAUCUCGAAACGCACGUCCCCGUCGCCCCUUUCCCGACCGCACGAAGAGGGUUUCAGGGGCUUCUGCAGCCAACCACUGACCUUCUUCCGGCACCGCAAAGGCGUGUGGUGGGCGUGGUGGCUGCUGCGUGUCGUCACGCUUGUCGGCGCGCUCAUCGGCUUCGUGCUGCUCAUUAAAAAUUUCUACUUCUGGGGAGUGACGUGCCACUGGUGCAAGUAUCUCUCCUGCCUUCCGGUGACCGUGAACGGGGAAAAUUGGUGCAAUGUGGGCAAUCUGGACUUUACGCCGACGAACGAGACGACAAGUGGGAGACCUCUUGCGAGAGGGCUGACGGACACGGCGUAUAUGGCUGCGUUAGAGGUAAUGAACUCCGUGAUUUGA